ACCACUUUCAGAAAAAGCUAAAUUGCAAUCCCUUUUAUCAUAAUCCUCAAGUAGCAUAUGCUCGGCUGCUGCAUUGUUUAGACCAAUCUGACUUCUGGGUUAAGUCUUGACAGGAACCAAAAUGAGCAUAAAUUGUUUGUGUUUUUUCUUCACCUUUCUUUUGAGUUCAUGUUUGUGCUGCUUGUGCAACUCUACAAGUGACUCUUUAGAUGGGUUUGCUAGAGAUUUGGCCUUCAAGGCACUUUCUGAGCGCCGGGCUCACACUGGUGUUCUGUACAAGGCUAUCCUGCCUGCUAACUUAUCUGGCAUGGAAGUCUCCGUUGUAAGGCUUCGAAGCCGGAGAUUGUGGAACAGAGGUGCUGCUAAUUUCAGCUGUUUUCAAAUCCCAUCAAGAACCAUGCCUAUGCCUCAUGUGAAAAGGCUGGCUUUGGUCCAUCAAAAUUUGGGCAAUUGGUCUUCUCACUACUACACUCUUCCAGGUUACUCCCUAGUCUCUUCUGUUGUUGGCUUUAUGGUUUAUGAUGCAUCAAAUACAAGUUAUAAUAGCACCACAAAGCUCAGUCUCAAAACCAUGGGGAAGCCUAUAUUGGUUCAAUUCCCCAAUGUCACAUUGGAUCAAGGCACGAUCUCCAAGGCAAAGUGUGCAUCAUUUGCUACCAAUGGGACAAUUUCCCUCACUGAAAUGAGACACCCUGGUGUAUGCUACGCCACAGAGCAAGGUCAUUUUUCGAUCGUCCUUCGAUUGAAGAGAAAAAGAAGCCUGAAGUUUCUGUGGGUUGUAGGGUUCGUGCUUGCAUCUCCCAUGAUAGUUUUGGUGGGUUAUGUUGGGAUGGCAUCUCUGAAGCGUCUAAAGGCGAAGAAGAUUCAGGUGAUGGAGAAACAAGCUGAGGAGGAUUUGGUUCUUGAAAAUAGAUGGGUUCUGGGUAGUAAAAUGCCUUCUGCUGCAGUAACGAGAACUCUGCCGGCCCUUGAGAAUGGCUCUCCAUGCCAUGGUUCAUCAGAUCACUUGUCUUUUUAUGGUUUGGCCAAAAGCAAUAACUAUUGAGUGAAAUUGUAAAUUUGUGAAACAUGAAGUUUCUUAUUGUCGUGAAAAUAAGCAUUAAGAUUUAAACUGCAUCAUCUCUGCUUGAUAUUAUUCUCUGAUGGUCAUUAAUGAUCCCAGCUUCACAUCAUUCUCAUACGGUUUUCAAAUGAUUGCAUUUAUUCGGGAUAUUCGAAAUAUUCAAAAGACACUUGAGCAACAUUGAAAGAUACUUGAGCAACGUGACAAGUUGAGUGACAUGCUACGCCUUAAUAGGUGCCUGGACCAAGUUUUUCUCAAGCAUUACCCAAAAAUAGAAACGAAAAGAAAUAUCAUAAUUAUAUGAAACACCACAAAAAAUGCAGUAUUGGACUCUCUUCAUGAGAUAGAGUAAUUGGUGUCGUGUCACCUUGAGAGUCGAGGUAGGUAAUGAACAAAGUAAUUUCAUCAUCCUUGGAUCUUCAAGAACAGUUGACAGAGCCACUAAAGUAAGUCUGUCUGAACUCAUAAAACGACUUUCAGACUGCUUCACACCAUUACAAAAAUAACAUUAAAAUGUCCCCUCUUUCUACAGUAGCCUCAAGGCCCUCAACCUCACACAACAAUGUUAGCUGACCGCUGAACAAGAAAAUUGUGAACCAAAACUACAAUGCAAGGCAGCCAUGACUGAAAAAGAACGCAAGGAACAGAAUAGCCAUUUCAAAAUGCAAAAGUGAACAAUGGAAAGAAAUCAUAAGACAACAAUUUAGCUCAUUGAACUCAAAAGGCA
Molecule: messenger RNA, 1790 nt
Organism: Prunus persica (peach)
Lineage: Eukaryota; Viridiplantae; Streptophyta; Magnoliopsida; Rosales; Rosaceae
Exons: 2
Coding region: 122-1045 (307 amino acids)
Cellular component (GO): membrane
Source: RefSeq, a predicted model, not a curated record